CCGUGACAGUUUAUAUUUUACGGCCGAAAGUUACAGGGAAAACCUCGCACCUAAAAAAGAUAAACAGUGCAUGGAGAAUGGAAAGUGGUGCUAGAUAUCAAGUCCUCCAAGAGGAGGAGGAGUCUUCCGUACCAGCCCAGGCAGUCCCUUUGGCCAUGGUGGUAGCGCCUGUUCCACAACCCUCAGUUAUGGAACACAGUGAAGUUCACACAACCCCACCACCAGCGUACAAGGAGUCUGAUUUUAUCCCACCACCAUAUGAUGUGGCCACUAAACUGCCAAGUUAUGAAGAAGCAGAGAUAUCGAAGCAACAAAUGAAACAUGAUGAAGAAAGCAAUUCUUACUUUGAUCAAGUUUCAAGUGAACAGUUUGAUGAACUGACCCUUGGGACAGAUGGGAUAUUCAUGUGCACAUUUUUAAUUGCAUUCCUGUUCAACUGGUUUGGCCUGUUGUUUGCCAUGUGUGCAUCCACCACUAUAGCUGGUAGAUUUGGAGCCUUUGCUGGCUUUGGACUCUCUAUGGUCAAGUGGGUGGCCAUUGUCCAG
Messenger RNA from Lingula anatina, 545 nucleotides. RefSeq names its product NEDD4 family-interacting protein 1. Lineage: Eukaryota; Metazoa; Brachiopoda; Lingulata; Lingulida; Lingulidae. Gene Ontology annotation, molecular function: WW domain binding. The record is from RefSeq and is a predicted model, not a curated record. Gene Ontology annotation, biological process: positive regulation of protein ubiquitination; ubiquitin-dependent protein catabolic process; metal ion transport. Gene Ontology annotation, cellular component: endoplasmic reticulum; perinuclear region of cytoplasm; Golgi apparatus.